AUGAUUUCAGAACGUGCUGCCACGGCCUUAGCCACUGUCUCGACCAUAUGCUGGUGUGUUCAACUAAUCCCACAAAUAUACUCGAAUUGGAAAAGGAAAGAUUGUACCGGAUUACCACCCGUGAUGAUGUUCUUAUGGGUUAUUUCUGGGAUUCCCUUCGCAAUAUAUUUCUGUGUGUCUAAAGGUAACGUUACUCUACAAGUCCAACCACAUCUAUUCAUGUUCUUCUGUGGGAUAAGUUUUGUCCAAACCUGUUAUUAUCCCCCAACCAAAUUACCAGUUUGGAAAAUCAUUGUUAUUGUCUCCUUGAUCAUCGCAACUGAUAUCGGUAUGGAAGUCGGUUUCAUAUUAUGGUUACGUCCCUUAUACUCUAGAGGUAUCCAUUGGCCUGAUUUGAUUUUUGGUAUUAUUGCCACCAUAUUGCUAGCUGUAGGAUUAUUACCUCCUUAUUUCGAGUUAGCCAAGAGGAAGGGUCGUGUGGUCGGAAUUAAUUUUUUGUUUCUAUUUAUCGAUUCCCUGGGAGCUUGGUUGGCCAUCGCUAGUGUUAUCGUUGGAAAUAUGGAUACCAUGGGUAUUAUACUGUAUGCUUUUAUUGCAGGUAUGGAAUUGGGUAUCUUCGCAUCUCAUUUCAUAUGGUGCUGUAGAUUUAAGUGGUUCUCAAAGAACAAAUUUGUCGACGACGAAGAACAAAAGGAAGGAAACAGUACUCAAGAGAAAGAGGAGCUUUCUGAAAAGAAUCAACAUGAAAUAGAGAACCUAAAGGGCACUGUUGGUAUGGAAAGGGGUGGCACUACCAUCCAGGAAUUAAGUGAAGAAGAUUUAGCUGACGACGUUAACUCUAGCUUUUCCGAUGAUAUAGGAGUUCCUGAUAUCUCAGAAAGAGCUACUGUAUUAGGGUCGGUACAUGCAGUUCAUGGUGUUAUAUUGAAGAGAGAACCAACCACGACUGGUGCCAUUACAGUGUAA
Molecule: messenger RNA, 966 nt
Organism: Naumovozyma castellii
Lineage: Eukaryota; Fungi; Ascomycota; Saccharomycetes; Saccharomycetales; Saccharomycetaceae
Gene: ILT1
Product: Ilt1p
Exons: 1
Coding region: 1-966 (321 amino acids)
Source: RefSeq, a predicted model, not a curated record